This is a messenger RNA of Xenopus laevis (African clawed frog), 3016 nucleotides long. It is a transcript of the gene capn7.L, whose product is annotated as calpain 7 L homeolog. Gene Ontology annotation, biological process: proteolysis. Lineage: Eukaryota; Metazoa; Chordata; Amphibia; Anura; Pipidae. The coding region runs from base 342 to 2783 and encodes 813 amino acids. The record is from RefSeq and is a predicted model, not a curated record. The transcript has 21 exons. Gene Ontology annotation, molecular function: peptidase activity; hydrolase activity; calcium-dependent cysteine-type endopeptidase activity.
GGCCGGAGGGAGGUGUGGGAGGGAGGAGAGAGUAGGACAGAGGAAGUAUGCUGCAGCCCGGAACCAUCGCUUACACAUAGGAGAUUACUCAGAGCUUAACUAGGGGAGGCAGCACGAUAAACAAUUUCCAAUUACACAGAGAUUUUUAGACAAGGGAGGGAGCAGGAGGCACUGUCAGUUUUCACUCAAAUGUCCUAACAUGGACACCGUACUCCUAGCAGUGUCUGUACGCAUGAGCUGUCAUUCUCCGAUUUGUUUUCUCUUGUCCCUCUGAUUAACUUUCAGUUUCUUUCCCUUUUCGACUCACUUUCCUCUCCAAACCCCAUCACUCCUGUGUUACAAUGGAUGCCUGUGCCUUGGAGCUGGAUGCGGUGAAGUUCGCUAAAGUGGCAGUGCUCAAUGACCAAGGAGGGAGGUACAAGGAAGCCGUGUUUUAUUACAAGGAAGCAGCACAAGCCCUAAUUUAUGCCAGUAUGGCUGGAUCAACUCUAGAAAAUAUUCAAGGCAAAAUAAAUGAGUACAUGGAGAGAGUUGAAGCACUUUACAAUGCAGUUCAAGCACAGAAUGCUGGCCCAUUAAAAUCAAAGCAACAGUUGGACCUUGAACGAGCCCAUUUCCUUGUCACUCAGGCCUUUGAUGAAGAUGGUAAAGGCAAUGCUGAAGAGGCCAUUGAACUCUACUCAGAAGCAGUGGAACUGUGUAUAAAUACGUCCAACGAAACUGUUGAUCAAAACCUACAAGCAAAACUCAAACAGUUAGCACGGCAAGCCUUAGACAGAGCAGAAUCUUUAAAAGAUUCCAUGUCCAAGUUAUCAGCUAAAGACAAAGCAGCUGCAGCAAAACCCAGCCAGCCAACGAGAACCUUCUUUCCUCUUGGACCAGACUUCAGCCUAAAUGAUAAACCACAAAGCACUAGGCCAACAUCAAGUAAUGACCCUGCUCGUCCUAGGUAUACAUCUGAAGAGAUUGAAGUGCUCAGGAAGACUUCAAAGAUAAAUGGCAUAGAGUAUGUGCCUUUUAUGAGUGUUGACCUGAGAGAACGUUUUGCUUUUCCAAUGCCAUUCUCAGACAAGUUGGGCAAGUUGGCGCUCUCCCCCAAGCAGAAAGCCCUAUUCUCUAGAUGGGUGAGGCCAGACGAUCUUACAAACAAUCCGACUAUGAUUUACACUGUGUCAAGUUUCAGCAUAAAGCAGACCAUUGUAUCUGAUUGUUCAUUUGUGGCCUCACUCGCCAUCAGUGCUGCUUAUGAAAGGCGCUACAACAAGAAGCUCAUCACAAGCAUAAUUUUUCCACAGAAUAAAAAAGGAGAGCCUGAAUAUAAUCCUUGUGGGAAGUAUAUGGUGAAACUGCACAUUAAUGGAGUCCCAAGAAAGGUGAUAAUAGAUGAUUUUUUGCCUGUGGAUCACAGCGGAGAGCUCCUCUGUUCCUAUUCUAAUAACAAGAAUGAAUUGUGGGUGUCACUGAUUGAAAAGGCCUACAUGAAAGUAAUGGGUGGAUAUGAUUUUCCUGGAUCAAAUUCGAACAUUGACUUGCAUGCACUUACUGGAUGGAUACCUGAGAGAAUUGCUAUGCACUCAGACAAUCAAUCCUUUGAUAAAGAGAGCACUUUCAGAAUGUUAUACCAAAGAUUUCAUAAAGGUGAUGUUCUUAUUACCACAGCUACAGGGGUUAUGACUGAAGAAGAAGGAGAAAAAAGAGGCUUGGUUCCUACCCAUGCAUAUGCUGUCUUGGACAUAAGAGAAUACAAGUCUUUAAGGUUUCUUCAGCUAAAGAAUCCCUGGAGCCAUUUACGAUGGAAAGGAAGAUUCUGUGAGAAAGAUGAAAGAAGCUGGACUCCAGAACUCCAGAAAUUCUUAAACUUUGAUCCCAGGACAGCACAGAAAAUUGACAAUGGUAUUUUCUGGAUAACAUGGGAAGAUCUCUGUCAGUACUACGAUGUAAUCUACUUGAGCUGGAACCCAAGUCUUUUCAAAGAAUCCACCUGCAUACACAGCACAUGGGAUGCAAAGCAAGGCCCAGUAAAAGAUGCCUACAGCCUAGCUAACAAUCCACAGUAUAAGCUGGAAGUCCAUUGUCCAAAAGGAGGAGCUGCAGUGUGGAUAUUGCUGAGCAGGCACAUUACUGACAAGGAUGAUUUUGCACACAAUCGAGAGUUUAUUACACUGGUUGUUUACAAGAAUGAAGGCAAAAAACUUUACUACCCAGCUGACCCUGCCCCGUACAUAGAUGGAAUCCGAAUCAACAGCCCUCAUUAUCUCACCAAAAUGACUCUGACCUCACCUGGUACCCACACAUUUACUUUGGUGGUAUCCCAGUAUGAGAAGCAGAACACAAUCCACUAUACACUUAGGGUAUAUUCCGCUUGCAAGUUUACAUUCACUAAGAUUCCAACUCCUUACAUAAUAAAUAAACGGAUUAAUGGACAGUGGAAAGGUCAGAGCGCAGGAGGAUGCGGCAAUUUUCGCGAUACCCACAAGAAUAACCCAAUGUAUCAAUUUCAGAUUGAGAAAUCUGGCCCUUUGUUAAUAGAGCUGAGAGGACCAAGACAGUACAGUGUUGGCUUUGAAGUCAUUACAGUGUCGACUACAGGAGACCCUGGGCCCUCUGGUUUCCAGAAAAAGAGCAGCGGUGACUACAGGUGUGGUUUCUGCUACAUGGAACUGGAGAAUAUCCCGGCUGGUGUCUAUAACAUUAUAACUACUACAUUUCUGCCUGCCCAGGAGGGACCCUUCUUUUUAGACUUCAACACCGCAUUAGCCAUUAAGGUGACCCAACUCCAGUGACCCGGGAAUUAAAAUCCGUUCUUCCAAGUGACAAAGAUUUGCAAGCAGAUUCCCAGUUCAAAGAGGCAUGAAAGAUCCUGCAUUUCCCUGAUGUGACAUUGUGCAUCUCCAGUACGGCUCACAGUCUUGUACAAUCAGAAUCUUCAAGGGAGUUGGGUACCACAGACAGCCCAAAUGUAACUUGUACUUGAAUCUUGUUUCAAAGGAUAGUGCUAUAAAACAUAUUUUUUCAA